Molecule: messenger RNA, 9818 nt
Organism: Hypanus sabinus (Atlantic stingray)
Lineage: Eukaryota; Metazoa; Chordata; Chondrichthyes; Myliobatiformes; Dasyatidae
Product: sodium-coupled neutral amino acid transporter 3-like
Exons: 16
Coding region: 600-2102 (500 amino acids)
Biological process (GO): L-glutamine transport; serine transport; L-histidine transmembrane transport
Molecular function (GO): glycine transmembrane transporter activity; L-glutamine transmembrane transporter activity
Source: RefSeq, a predicted model, not a curated record
CGCGAUGGGGCUAACCCUGGGAUCUUUCUGGACACUCCCCCCUCCCAACAAUGCAACUCCUCUAGCUGAGGCUGCGAGAUCCUCGGAGGAGCUGAGAGUUGCGUCAGAAACUGAUGUAAUCGGAAACGGCUUCUUUCAGAGACGGGGCAGUUUCAGGCGCAACAGCCGUGCGCGCGUGUGUGUGUGUAUAUAUAUAUGUGUGUGUUUCUUGGUACGAUUUCAGAGUACGAAGACAUAUAUAUAUAUAUUUAUAUACAGAUAUAUACAUAUAUAUACACACACACACGCUCCCAAGCUCCCCGCGCCGCCGCCGUUCCGGAACGGGACCCCGCUCGUGUGGACUUUCCGAGGCAGACAGCAGCAAACUUUUCGCAAAAGUUUUCCCUCAGACUUUUUCUUUCUCGGGAAUCGCGACCACGUGUCAAGUCCGACGGCAGAAGGAUCGCGGCGGGGUUCAGGCUCAACCCCCCCCCUCCCCCUCACCUGUCCCACCGGGCAGGAGCCUACGGAGUGGCCCAGGGUGUUCCUGAAUUCCUGUUGUCCCUGAGCAAGACGUCAGCAGUGGAUUCUGCUGGAAAAGACGCACGUAAGGCAGCAGAAUGGAGAUGGAACGGUUAUCGUGGGAGGACGUGGAUGCGCCGGAGAACCUGGACAAUGAAAGUGUGGUGACCAAUGAAAAACUGAUAUAUGCAGAGAGUUACGAGCCAUCUGAAUCUACGGCAACAGAAUGCCAGGAGUUCUUGCCUCACUCCUCUGGGAAAAAGCCGAUCGAGUUUACGGAUCAGUUCGAAGGGAAGACCUCGUUCGGGAUGUCCGUCUUCAACCUCAGCAACGCCAUCAUGGGCAGCGGGGUCCUGGGCCUGGCCUAUGCCAUGUCCAACACUGGCAUUGUGCUCUUUGUGACCCUCCUGAUCUGCAUCGCCCUGCUGUCGGCCUACUCCAUUCACCUGCUGCUCAAAUCUGCCGGCUUUGUUGGGAUCCGAGCCUACGAGCAAUUGGGCCUGAAAGCCUUCGGUCAGCCAGGGAAAGUGACGGCAGCCGUGGUCAUCUCCUUGCACAACAUCGGAGCCAUGUCCAGUUACCUCUACAUUGUGAAGUCUGAGCUUCCGCUGGUCAUCCAGGCCUUUCUCCGGCUGCAGGAGAACAAUGGUAUGUGGUACCUCGAUGGGAGAAUACUGAUCAUCAUCGUCAGCUUGCUAGUCAUUCUCCCCCUGGCGCUGAUGAGACAGCUCGGUUACCUGGGGUACACCAGUGGCUUCUCAUUGACGUGUAUGGUUUUCUUCCUAAUUGCGAUUAUCUAUAAGAAGUUUCAGAUACUGUGUCCCCUUCCGGUGUUUGGAAACGAGACCCAUGUCAGCACAGAAACUGUUUACCUCAAUGGGAGGAACUACACAACAGAAGACGAAUGUACAGCAAAGCUCUUCACCAUUAACACACAGACGGCGUACACAAUUCCCAUCCUGGCCUUUGCUUUCGUCUGUCACCCAGAAGUCCUGCCGAUCUACACUGAGCUCAGAAGCCCGUCAAAGGUCCGAAUGCAGAAGGUGGCAAACUUCUCCAUUUUGGCGAUGUUUAUCAUGUAUUUAGCUACAGCCGUCUUCGGCUACCUGACAUUCUAUGGGUCAGUGGAAUCUGAACUGCUUCAUACGUACAACAAGGUCGACCCACUGGACACGCUGAUCCUUUGUGUCCGUCUGGCCGUGCUGGUGGCCGUGACCCUGACCGUUCCUGUGGUCCUCUUCCCGAUCCGUCGGGCUAUUCAGCAGCUCCUGUUUCCCGGGAAGGCCUUCCGAUGGCUUCGACACACCAUCAUAGCGAUCUGCCUGCUGAUCUCCGUCAACAUCCUGGUCAUCUUCGUUCCCAACAUCCGGGAUAUAUUUGGAAUUAUUGGUGCCACCACUGCUCCGAGCCUCAUCUUCAUCCUGCCCGGACUCUUCUACAUCCGGAUCGUCCCCAAUGACAAGGAGGCCUUGAAGUCCCGGUCCAAGAUCCAGGCUCUCUGUUUCGCAACCGUGGGUUUCAUCUUCAUGAUCAUGAGUUUGAGCUUCAUCAUCGUGGACUGGACGACUGGCAGCGGGGGAGCGGCACGGGGGGGCCACUAAUUGGUACCCCCACUCUUGCCUUUCUCCUCGAGUGUCCCGGGGCACCAAGUGUUUUACCGCAGUGUCUGCACCACUCCUCACUCAUCCCGCUCUCCUGCACUCUAUGCUCUAUCCCAAGCUGUCCAGGAUCCCUCUCCCUCUUGAUCUCCCCCCUCCAUCUUUGGGAGAUGGGUGUUGCUUUUGGCAGAGGGGGAGGUCAGUAAGUUGAUGUACUGAACUCUAAUAUUUAUUUGGCAAUGCAAGGACCUCUAACCCGAAUGUUGCAUCCCCCCACCCCUUUUCCUGCCGGACCAGCAACCACCCCCACCAUUCCCAAGGGUUUGUGAGGACCGUCUGGAAGGAGGAGGGCUGGGCGCUGGUACUUCAAUGCUCCUGCUCGGGAGGGUCCUGGGAGAUUUCUGCCUGGAUUUGGUGGUGGGUGUGGGGGAAGGGAGUGUUCCUGAGGAGGUGCGUCAGCCCUUUCUCUGGUUGGUGUGUGUGUGUGUGUGUGGUUUGUAUGUGUCUGUGUGCCGGUUUCUAUGCCUGUACCAUCGUGUGCAGGUUAGUACACCUGUACUGCUGUGUGCCCGGGACCCCUCUCUGGGGACAGACUGGGGCAGUCGCCUACACAGCCAGAGAAUGACCACAGCUACGGGGUGGGAGCGAUAGGCUGAUGAGGGUGUGGAGGAGUAGAUUCUGUUGUACCUCCUGAGGAUGCUUGAUGCCUGACACCAGACCGCCCAAGGCCAGGGUGUGUGCUCGGAAACGGAAGGGAAAGGAGAUUUAAUCAAGGCAAUGAGGGACAGAGACCACGGGCCCAAUUCCCUUCACCAUUCACUAGUCAAUAGGAGAACUCAUACCUGGGCUGCUAGGUCUCGGCCUGAAAUAUUUUCUGCCCAUUUCCAUAAGACCAUAGACAUCUCCCCAUUGGUUCUUCUCACUCAAAAUACUGGCGUUGACGUUUCGGGCUGAGAUCCUUCAUCGGGACUGGAGAGGAAGGGGAUCAGAAUCCAGAAUAAAGUGGUGGGGGGGAAGUUCUGCUCCCUUCCUUUCAGACAAUGGUACACAGAAAAGUUAUUACAUAAGGCAGUGCAGAAAUAAGGUAUUUCACAGUAUAGAUCUGGGAAUUGGAGAUGUACAGUACUGUCCAAAAGUCUUAGGCACCUGACCUCAACUUCGUCGAGGAUGUCUGGCAUUACCUGGGGAGGCAGAAGCAAGUGAGACAACCAAAGUCUGCAGAAGAACUACCACCCAAUUUUCUUAUAAAACCUAAGAGAAUUGAUGCCAUUUUAAAGGCAAAGGGUGGUCACACCAAAUAUUGAUUUGAUUUUGUUUUCUUUUUACUGUUACUGCUCUUUAUAGUAACUUAUAAGAAACUUUUCAUUAUUUUUGAAAGUGGUUUUGCUUUACAGAAUUCGUUUACAUGUUCCUAAGACUUUUGUAGAUUAGUGUAAAGCAGUGAUCGUAAAUAGUUUAAUCUGUAAAUAGGUUGAGUGUGCCAAAUACACUGCCCUGGUUGGCAACUCUGGGAACAUUGGUGAUUGCGAGAUCCUCUGAUGCCCUCUCCCCCUGAUAUGCUGCUGGCUGUGAGCCGGAUUGCGUUGGAUGUCUUCGUGCCUGGUUGUCAAGGGAGGGGUGUGUGUGUGAUGUGUGUGUGAUGUGUGUGUGUGUGUGUGUGUGUGUGUGUUUGGCUGAGGUCAGGAAAUCAUUUAUUUUUGUUAUUUGUUUGGAGUAUGUAGACUAUCCCGAGGGAAUCAGAUUAUCACUGACAAAACGAUGUGAAAUAAAUUGCUUUGUGAUACAUUAAAAAUUGACUUUUAAGUCACAAUAAAAAGAUUGUGCAGGAGUGCAAUAGUGAGGUAGUGUUCAUGAGUUCAGAAAUCUGAUGGAGGAAGAGAAGAAGCUGUUCUUAACACAUUGAGUGUGGGACUUCAGGCGCCUGUACCUCCUGCCCGAUGGCAGCAAUGGUAAGAGGGCAUGUCCUGGAUGCUUAGUGUAAUGGGGAUAAUGUGGAAUGCUGGCUUGUGUGGAAUUUCGGAAAUAAAAAUAGACAAGCCACUACAUGACAUUUAGUGUGUAAUGGAGUAAGGGUUGAUCAAUCAUCUGUGAGCUAAAGAGAGGUGGGGGAAGAGUGAUCAUAAUAAAUUUUCUGAAAUUUUAGAAUUUUAUGAGGUCCGAAAUGGAUUCAGUCUAAAACCAGAGUGUUAAAGCAAAUGGGGAGAAAUGAAUUUCAAAGAUUCGCCAAUCAAAAGGCAAUGGUUAAAUGUUGAAGAAUUAAUACGUCGUAUCAGCCUCCCGGCACGGAAACAGAACAUUUAGCCCAUUGUGCCCCUGGUGGCAGUUUUGCCCAUCUAUAGAAAGCCUGCCCCUCAGAUCCUUGUCAAAACCCUUUUCUCACGUCCAGCCCGAGUUCUUAUCAUUGAACGUCGUUUGGUAUUGGAGCAUGAAACCUCACAGCACAGGGCAAGGCCGCCUGGCCCACCAUACUGUGACGAGCUAGUUAAUCUAAUUGCUUUUCCCCACACAUGGGCCAUAUCCCUCCCCUCUCUGUUGAAUCGCUUUUCCCCACACAUGGGCCAUAUCCCUCCCCUUUCUGUUGAUUCACCUGUCCGUCUAAACACCUCUUUCUCUAAAAUUACUCGCCCCGCACAUCUCCUUUCUCACCUUACCGGCGUGCACCCUAAUCCUAGAUAUUUUGAGCCUGGGGAAAAAGAUAUCAGAUGCCUAUUCUGUCUAUGCCUCACAUAAUUUUAUAAACCUCUAUUGAAAUCUACCCUUGGCCUCUGCUGCUCUGAGAAAACAGCCUACAACCCCUCCACAGCUAGUCCACCCUCUCCUCAUGGUGCAUGCCCUUCAACAUGUAAUAUAUCGUUCACUUGUAUGAUGUGGGCGAUUGCCGAUUUCGGUGACCAUGAUUGUCCUUGGCAGAAUUUUUCUCCGGAACUGGUUUGCCAUUGCCUUCUGGGCCGUGUCUUUACCAGACGGGUGAGCCCCCAGCCAUUAUCAAUACUCUUCAGCCAUUGUCUGCCUGGCGUCAGUGGUCGCGUAACCAGGACUUGUGAUGUGGACCGGCUGCUCGUACGACCAUCUACUGUUGUGUAGUGUACUGAGGGAACUCCAGCAUAGCAGCAUGCAGGCUAUUCAACUGAACUUUAUUGAUCCUCCAGUGGCUUAGGAUUAACCCAUUAACCACCACAACACCCACCACCUACUCCCAUGGCUUCAUGUGACCCCGAUUGGGGGGCUAAGCAGGCGCUACACCUCGCUCAAGGGUGACUUGCAGGCUAACGGAGGGAAGGAGUGCCUUACACCUCCUUUGGUAGAGACGUACCUCCACCCCACCACCCCAAAGUAAUAUACACCCUUAGUUAAAAAAAUACCAAGACAUUUUCUGGUGUGACUAUUCAGAAAAUUAUAGUAGUUUUGGCUAUGGAGAAAAUUACGUAGUAUUUAAUUGUAAGAAAAGAUGUUAUAUAAUUUCGGGAAAAGAUCAGAAUUGAUAUGACCAAGAAGGGAAGGGGAGGUAGAAUUUAGGAAUCGGUGAGAAACUUAUGGAAAUUUUAAAGGAUUAGCUAAAGUUUCAGACUGAGAACAAGCUGGAUUAUAUUGGGUUGGGGGGUGGGGUGGGGAAAGCAUUUUGUGUCUGUGCAGAAAGUUUUGUCUGAGUAUCACUUCACAGGGUCCCAGUUGAGAGUUGUGGAGGGCUGCAGGGUGACGGUGUACUGGGUAAAAUCCUGAUGAAGGGUCUUGUCCCCAAACGUCGACUGUUUAUUGUUUACUCAGCUCCAUAGACGCUGCCUGGCCUGCUGACAUCCUGCAACACUUUGUUCCCCUUUACACUUGUGUACCAGACAUCACAUUGAACAAUCUUAAGUCUUGUACUGGGUAAAAUACUGGGGCUGAAAGGCAAUUAACUGUCAGGCCGUGGGUCCUGGGGAGGUGGUGAAGGAAUCAUCCUCUUCCAGAUUCUGGAAGGUGAAUUUAGAAAGAGAGAGAAGGAAGCUGGGAACAGUGGGUCAGCUGUGCUGAAAUCAGUCGCAUGGCAAUUUAUUCUUGAGGAAGGAGAUCCUGUUUGGCAACCCUGUCCUCGGGCUGUAAAAACAGAACCACUCGAGUGCAAGUUUGCCGUCACAGUCCCGCAUUCUCGGGGUUUAAAUGUCACGGAGCAUUAGCUUGUUGCAAUAGCAGCACAGUGCAUAAAUUAACCCAAAUUUAAUUGUAGAUUAACUGAACAUAAACUUCACAGCUCAGUCGCCAUUUUAUUAGGCUACUUCCUGCACUGCAUAAAGUGAGUGUAUGUUCAUGGUCUUCUGCUGCUGGAGCCAAUCCACUUCAAGGUUCGAGGUGUGCGUUCAGAGGUGCUUUCCUGCUCACUGCUGUUGUAAUAGGUGGGUUUUUUCAGGUACUGUCACCUUCCAGCAGUCUGGCCAUUCUCCACUGAGCUCUCUCAUUAACAAGAUGUUUUCACCCAGAGAACUGCUGCUCACUGGGUAUCUUUUUGGUUUUCACACUAUUCCCUGUAAAUUGUUAUGCAUGAAAAUCCCAAGAGAUCAGCAGUUUCUGAGAUACUCAAACCACCCUGGUCCGGCACCAACAAUCAUUCCACGGUUAAAAUCACUUAGAUCACAAUUCUUCCCCCAUUCUGAGGUUCGUUCCCAACUGAACCUCGUGAUCACGUUGGCAUGCUUUGAUGCAUUGAGUUGCUGCCAUGUGAUUGGCUGAUUAGAUAUUUGCGUUAACGAACGGGUGUACCUAAUAAAGUGGCCACUGAGUAAACAUUUAAAUAUAUUUUUCCCCCACUAGUAAGGGGACUAAUGAUCUGAAAGGCCAUGUCUGCAGGUGAUGAGAAACUGGGUUUGCAAAUCGGGAAAAUAGAUCAGAUGGAAAGUCUGAUGGAGCAGUAGUGACUGUAAUUUAAUCCCUAUAACUGAGGGGAAUCAGGAUUGUUUAUUAUCACUGGCGUACAGUACUGCGCAAAAACCUUAGGCACAUAUAUAGCUAGGGUGCACAGUACUGUAUUUGUCAAUGUGGAGAGCUAGUUUGUAAACCUGGAGGGAGCAAUGGCAAGGGAGGUGGCUGCGAAGGAGUGCCAGGGCCAGAGUAACGUGGGUACAGACAAACCCAGCCCUGAGACACCAGGCAAGUUCAUUUAAUUCCUAACAAUUGGUUUAUUGAUCUUUGCAGAAUGUCUCUCUGGUAUUUCCCCUUCCCACUCUCAUUCCACCCUAGCUGUAUGUAUAUAUACACACCUAAGGCUUUUGCACAGUGCUGAAUGUAUGUACUUUGAGAAGGCAAGCAAUGGGACACGACAAGCCGUCAAUAGUGUAGCAGCGAGUGCAAUGCUUUAGAGCAAUCUGCAACCUGGGUUCCAUUCUCUCUGCCGCCAAGUUUGAGCGCUCUCCCUGUGACUGUGUGGGUUUCCUCCCACAGUCCAAAGACUUGCGCAUUAGGGUUAAUGAAGCUGUGGGCGUGCUAUGUUGGUGCCAGAAAGGCCUCGUUUGCAGGCUUCCCCUCACUACCCCCAGCACAAUCCUCGGUCUGUGUUGGUCAUUGAUGUAAAUGAGGCCUUUCUCAGUUUGUGCCAUCUAAAGGUGGCCUUCCAUAACACACACAGAAUGGAGGAUCAUAGGUUCUUGAUUGGUGGGUGUGUCAAAGGUCAGGAGAAUGGGGUUGAAAGGGAUAAUAAAUCAGCCAUGAUGGAAUGGCAGAGCAGAUGUGAUUGGCCAAUGGCCUAAUUCUGUCCCUAUGUCUUAAGGUUAUGGUAACAUGCUAAAAACAUACAGAAAAUGCUGGAGGAAAUCAUAAAUGAGUAAACAGUCGACAUUUCGGGCUGAGACACUUCUUCAGGACUGAGAAGGAAGGGGGAGGUCACCAGAAUAAAAAGGGGGGAAUGGAAGGAGGGAAGGUAAAGAGCCCAAAGAAGGAAUCUGACAGGAGAGGAGAGUGGACACCGGGGGGGGGGGGGGGGGGGAGUUUUUAAUCACUUUUAAUCUAAUCUUUCUCAGGGAGGGGGCACUAAAAAUCAGAUGGCGUAGGUUUAAGGUGAGGUAAGAGAUUUAAAAGGGACAUCAGGGGCAGCUUCUUCAUGCAACCAGUGGUGCCUAUUUGAAAUGAACUGCCUGAAAUAGUGGCCAAGCCGGGCACGUUGGCAACAUUUGAAAGCUGUCUCAACAAGAGAGUGGAUAAGCGAGGUUUAGAGGGCAGUUGGCCAAACACGGGCAGAUGGGACUAGUUCACAAGGCAACAUGACUGUCAUGAAUGAGUUGGGCCAAAGGGCCUCUUUCUGUGCUGUCUGCCUCUAUUACACACAGCAGAAGUAACCACAACAGACCUCAGUCACAAGAGAUUGUGCAGGUGUUGGGAAUCUUGAGCAAUGCACACAAAAUGCUGGAGGAACUCGGCAUCUAUGGAGGGGAAUGAGCAGUCAGUUUUUUGACCCAAGACCCUUCAUCUCUUCAUAGGUGCUGCCCCACCUGCAAUUUGUGUGCCUUGCCGAAUUGCCCCAGGUUGAUUGCUGUUUCUAGGAUGCUUCAAAAGGAUUCGGAAUAAAGCAUGCUUUAAACCAAGGGCAGAGGAUGAAGGAAGGAAAUCUGUCUUUACCCUCGCCAUUGGAUCUAUUUGUCAAUUUGAAUUGAUCUCCGCGGUCACUAUUGUGAGGUUGGAAUUACUCUGCCAGGUGUUUGAGCAUCUGGAGUAGAAGCCCAACCAUUACACUGCAGUUGUGCAGGUCGACUGGUGAAGAAUUUGUAAUUGAGGGAACGAGUCUCACUACCUGUGACCAGUCACUCCACCAGGAUGUUAAACUGUUAAAACCCUAAGCCCCAUUCUUUGGUACUGAACAGUGCGGAUGUAGAGUGGUACUACCUUAGACAGGAGCCUGGCCCAGCACGUGUUUGUGUGUGUGUGUGUAUGUGGUGCAUGUAUGAACAUGUGUAUGCGUGAGCAUGUAUGUGUGUGUAUACGUGUCCUGUUUGUAUUUCCCUGAGUGUGAUGGUCUGUUUCUGUGUGUGCAUUUGGGUAUGUGUGUGGGCAUCUGCCUGUUUCUGUCUGUCUUUCUGGGUGUGUGUUUCUGAGUGUCUCUCUCUUUCUGGGUGUUUCUUUCUGAAUGUGCAUCUGUUUCUGUAUGUGUGUCCUUCUCUUUCCGUUUGUGUGACUGCUUCUCUUGCUCUCAGACUGAAACACUGUGUGAAAUCGAGAGGAAACCCCCUCCCCCAUGCUCUGCUAUACUGACGCUGUGUGGCUUCUUUGACCUUGGUUCACCUGGGUGCCUGGCUUGCGUUCCGUGUUUACCCGGCUACUUAACCCAAUAAACUAUGCCUUGUCUGUCCCUCCUGCAACCCCUCCCAGCCCUCCCUCCCUCUCCUGCGGGGAAAAAAGCAAAAACUGAUAGCAGAAAAGACUUCUCGGUAAUUUUAUUUUUAGAAAUAUCUGAAAAGCCAAGUAAAUAUUUAAGGAAAGUUGGUAUUGUAGCUUUAGCAAUUGCUGUAACUUUUUUUGGAGCUGCUUUACUCUGUAUUUUUUGUUCAAUUGCGAGGAAGACUCUGCAGUUGUUUAGCUAAACCAUUACUUGCAGUGGGGUUGGGGUGGAAAAGGUUUCAGCCCUUAGAUAUAUGAAUGAAUUUUAUGCUGUACAGAACAGCGUUUAGAGGGAGGAAAAUGAAGCUUAUUGAAAAUCCUCUGUACAUUGUUAAUUAACACUGAUGUGCCCCGGAAUAGAAUGAUGGAUUUGAAUUCAAA